GCCCGGAGCCCUUGGUUGAGGCGGGAGGAUCAGCAGCCCUCUCCCAACAGUGCAGCCAAGGCCGGGCCAUGGGCAGCGGGAGCAGCAGAAGCAGGCGGGUGCGGAGGCAGCUGCGCAGCCCUGAUAAGAGCCCAGGGGUCCCUGGUGUCCAGGAGUUGAGCGAUGGGCAGCACGGCACUGAGGCCUGCCAGGAGGAGGAGGACGCGAAGGAUGGGCAGGAGGAAGGCUCAAAGAAAAGGGCCCACGGGGACUGCGCUGUCCAAGACUCUGAGUCUCCCCCAAAAGGGGAGGAGAAUGAGCCGGAGUCAGAAUCACUGCUGCUGGACCAGGUAUUGGCCGAGUCGGAAGCCUGGGACCCAGCAUUCGAACCCUGGCCAAGUCGGGCCUCCCGCUGUCGACCGGGGCCGAACCCACACCUGGGUGGGGCUCCCCGCUCCCAGGCGAACCUCAGCAGCAGCGGAGAGAGCAAGGUAUCUCCUGUACAGAGCACUCAGGAUAUAGAGAACAAUAACACCUUUGAGACUUCUACCAGAAGCAGCAAGAGGCCUGAAAGACAAACUCCCAUCUUGUACGACUGCUCAGAAGAGGAGCUGAUGGCAAGCAUUGAGCGGGAGUAUGGCCGCUGAGAGUUGACACGAGCCAGGGAAGACUCUUGAUUUUGGAGGACAGCCCCUGAGCAGUGAAAAAGGCACAUUGUCCAUGGAGAUGGGAGGCAACAUCAGCUUCUGUCCCUGCCCCUUCUCCCCAUCAGCCAGGAGCUCACACAAUACAUAACCCAGUGGGGUCAAGUUAUUCCUCCACUAAGGGAAUCAUCUCUAGUAGGCAACUGGUCAGUGGGGAGGAAGGUGUAGAGCCUUCCAGUAAGACAGCAAUCAUUUUUGAAAUGUAUUUAUAGAUCCUUAGACUAUUAUGUCUUGAUGGGACCUUCGAGAUCAUCUGGUCCAACAUUAGUAUUUUGCAGGUGAGGGAGCUGAGGUCCAGAGAGUCUUAAAGAUAACUUCCUAAGAUCAUACAAGGUGCUAAUGCUGACCAGAACUUGAAACUGGGUCUCUUGAGUAUUCAGCCAGUACUCUUUCUGCUGUACUAUCCUAUAUUCCACUUGAUAGCUGGCUUUUAAAAAUGUGACCUUUCAGAAGUCAGCUCCAAAAGGUAGUCUUUAGCAUGGCUGGCCAUCUCGCAUUGUUGUCUGAAGUGUCUGGCCAAGGACUGACUGUAUUGAGAAUCAUUCUUACAUGGUAUAGUGGAAAGAACACUGUCUCUGAGCAAUCAGAGGACCUGAGCUCAAUUCUCAACUCUAAUAUUUAGCAGCUGUGUGACCUUGGCCAAGUUACUUGUUGUCCAGUCAUUUUCAGUCAUUCCCUCCAGCUCUAGAGAUAUGAUCUAUAAUGAUCCAGACUGGAUAUUUGGCAAACUGAAGGGAAACUAAACUAGGGUGUUCUAUAAGUAACCUGUUCCUCUGUUUAUUCUUUUAAGUGUGGGGGUGGGGAGGGAAAACACUACAUAUUUAAAUUCAAGAGACAGCCUUUUGGGACCAAUUGACCCUUCAUGGGGUCCCAGUUCCCUCAUCUAUGAAAUGAAGGGGUUGAACUGGUCCCUUCCACCACUGACAUUCCUGUGAAUCUAAAUAUUUCCCUGAUGUCUGAAAAACAUCUCUGGCCUGGGCAUAGAGACUGAAAGGCAGCUCAAUACUACUUUAUUUGAAUGUGACUUUGGGUAAGACACUUCCUGUCACAGGGCCUUGUUUCCCCAUCUGUAAAAUGAAAGUGUUAGAGUAGAUGACCUCAAAGAUCCCUCCUAGCUCCCACACCAGCCAACCCUUGUAGCCUAUGUGAUCGCAUCAUUUCACUUAUCUGGAUCUCAGUUUCCUCAUCUAUAAAAUAAAGGUAAUAAUACAACCACCACCCACCCCAUUAUAGGAAAGUGCUUUGUGAAUCUUAAAGGGAUAUGCAAACAUCAGUCAUUUACUAUUAGUCCCACGAUCCAAAUCACUACUUAUUGACUGAGAUGAGGUGAGGAGUCUGAAUUCUAAAUUCUAAUUGAAAAAUUAGUUUGUACUUUUAGACAUUAGAGCAUAAACCGUCCAUUGUGCCUGGAAUAUAAGUGUCACAUUGUCUACCACAAGGGAGAAUGAAUUCCAACAACACUUUAUUUUAAGAAACUCUGUUACCAAAAGUAGAGAUAAGAUAAAAGACACGGAAAUGCGUUUGAGGUUAAGUGGAUUCCUUCUCCUCAUAGUUGCUGUCCAGCUUUCAGGAUCUCACUGUCACUGAAUCUCAGAGCUGGAAUGGAUAUAAUCAGCCAUCUAGUCCACUCAUCCUGGAAAAAAAAAAAUUCCCCACUACAACAUAACUGGUACAGGAUAGUCUUUAAAGAUUCCAGUGAUAAGGAACUCAUUAUUUCCCAAGGCAGCCGCUUCUACUUUGGAAAACCUCUAAUGUUAAGAAGUUUAGGGUUUCCCCCCUGGUUUCAAGCCAAAAUUUACUUCUUUGCGAAUUCUAUUCAUCACUGGUUCUACACUCUGAUAGGGCCAAAUAGAACAAUCUAAUCCCUCUUGUACAGGAAAGCCUUUCAAAUACUUGAAGACACCAUGUUUGUUCCCCCUAACACACACACACACACACACACACACACACACACAUACAUACAUACAUACCCAUUACUCCCCAGCCUUUUCUUCCCCAGGAUAAACUUCCCCCGUUCCUUCAUCUGAUCUUCAUAUGGCACGGAUUUAAGGCCCUUCACAUUCCUGGCUGUCUUCCUCUGGAUGCCCUCCAAUUUAUCGAUUCCUUUCCUAAACUGUGGUACCCAGAACUGAAUACAAUAUUCCAGCUAUUGUCUGCUUCUCCAUUCUACCCCUCAAGAUGAGGCAGGAUUUAGCCCCCUUGGCCUACAAGAAGGUAACCUCCUGACUCUCUGGAGAUGGUUCAAAACUCAGUAAAAUAGAAAUUGCCAACUCCAAAAAAAUAAAAUAGAAAUUGUCUACAUCAACAGACCAAGUAGGUCCUCCCUGGUGACUAGGCCUUAAGAGGCUCUGAGUGCCUGAGAUAGAGUCUCUGUCUCCCCUUCCUCAGCCACAGCUACAUCUAAGGUCAUGGACUCUAGAACUGGGAGAGACCUUAGAGAAUGUCUAAUUCAGGGGCAGCUAGGUGGCGUAGUGAAUAGACCUCU
Molecule: messenger RNA, 3168 nt
Organism: Vombatus ursinus (common wombat)
Lineage: Eukaryota; Metazoa; Chordata; Mammalia; Diprotodontia; Vombatidae
Gene: CYS1
Product: cystin 1
Exons: 3
Coding region: 69-626 (185 amino acids)
Source: RefSeq, a predicted model, not a curated record